Molecule: messenger RNA, 365 nt
Organism: Drosophila eugracilis
Lineage: Eukaryota; Metazoa; Arthropoda; Insecta; Diptera; Drosophilidae
Exons: 1
Coding region: 1-219 (72 amino acids)
Source: RefSeq, a predicted model, not a curated record
AUGGUUCACCAAACUCGCACACCCAGCAAGGCCAUCCCAGCCAAGCACCUGAGUCCCAUGAGGACCGUGGAGGGUCUGGGCGGAAAAUACGCCGUAUCCAGCAGUCCGGCGGAUAGUUUCCUACGGAAUACAAGACUUACGGUUCAGAGCAGCACCCAAAAAUCGGCGGCCUUCAAAUACAACCAGAUGGUCACCAACAAUCGGGAGCAGUUUCAAUAACCUGCAUUUCUGCUAGGAAAACGGAUGGGAAUUUUCCCUCCGCCACUGGAGAGACCGCAAAAGGAGGAGGAAAAAUAUCACUAUAAUGGCGAUUAUUUGUCACAAUACAUAAAUGCAAUAAAUUCAUUUAUAAAAAUUUCCACAAA